Funneliformis caledonium is the source of this 195-nucleotide messenger RNA. NCBI's taxonomy places the organism in Eukaryota, Fungi, Glomeromycota, Glomeromycetes, Glomerales, Glomeraceae. The record is from the annotation of a GenBank genome assembly.
AUGUUAAAAGUUUUGAAAGCAAUGAAUUUAAUUUUACAAAGCAUUAGAAUCAAUUAUGAAUUAACUAAAUAUACUUCUAUUGUUCAGAACACUUUACAUACUUUAAAAUAUAACUGUAACUUUGAUGAUUCAACUAGCGAUACUGAUGAUAAUGACGAAGCAGCUCAAUUUGAAAACCCGUCUAAUGAUUUUUAA